This is a messenger RNA of Caenorhabditis bovis, 654 nucleotides long. NCBI's taxonomy places the organism in Eukaryota, Metazoa, Nematoda, Chromadorea, Rhabditida, Rhabditidae. The record is from the annotation of a GenBank genome assembly.
AUGGCCUUAUCCACAGUGUCUCUCUCAACCGUCAGCUAUUUUCUCGUCCUCGUUCCCGUAUUUCUGAGCGAUGAGGAAUACGCUGAAUAUCGUCGACUCGUCGGCGCCGAGCUCACAAUGGCAAUGACAUUCUUCUACAUUCAUCCAAUGUUCACAUUGCUACUGAUGACCAUCAACAGAAUCGGAGUGGUCCUAAGCAUGCAAGCAGCACAAUACUUCACCUACCGCAAAAUUUGGAUCUACACCUUUAUGCACAUGAUAUUCCAUCUAAUCUGUCUAUUGAUUCCAUACUUCAGCGAAUGCCGAAUCACAUUCAAUCUUCGAAUUCCCGCCUAUCAAUCCGGAUGCGCUCCAAAACGCCAUCCAAUCACUCAAAUGUUCAACAAAUAUUCAAUAUUUUUGCCAUUCAUCGCGUUCGCCCUCAAUCUCAUGAUAAUCAUCAAUUUCAAACUGCAACGCUCGACGUUCUACAAAAAUUGCCUUCGACGAAUUCGAGGCGAAUCGAAAAUCGUUGCGGCCUCGUCGAUUCCGGACGACGUGAGACGAGCAAAAAAGAAGACCGAACGAAUGCUGAUGAUCCAGUCCUUCGUCACCGCCUUCUAUCUUUCAACGUUCGAAUUGAUCAACUUGGUCGCAAGAAUUCAUCCGGUAUGA